Molecule: messenger RNA, 3223 nt
Organism: Trifolium pratense (red clover)
Lineage: Eukaryota; Viridiplantae; Streptophyta; Magnoliopsida; Fabales; Fabaceae
Product: F-box/kelch-repeat protein At3g23880-like
Exons: 2
Coding region: 231-1418 (395 amino acids)
Molecular function (GO): protein binding
Source: RefSeq, a predicted model, not a curated record
GUUUUUACCUCUUGUAUUGUUCCGGACUCGUUCAAUAGUAGCAUGUUCGCAUUCAUUCGGUUGAAAACAAGCUUUUAGUGCCCUGUCAUUUGAAGAGUGCAUUUUGGAGGAAUUAAUUUUCUUAUUUUUCUCUUGAGGUUUCUUUGCAGCAGUAGGGUUUGUUUCAAUGGCAUGAGUAAGUAGUAUUUAAUUAAAAAUUCAACUGUAGAAAUUAGUAGCCACACUCAAAAAUGGCGACAAGCAGCGAUAACGAUAACGACAGAAACGACGCCGUUUCAUCUAAUCCUCUUACGGAGGAAACAACCGAAACCCUAACAUCACCGUCACUCCCCACUCUUCCAUUCGAAAUCGUCGAAGAAAUUCUCUCUAGGCUUCCAGUCAAAUUCCUCAUGCAACUCAAAUCCGUCUGUAAGCCUUGGAAAUCUCUCAUCUCCGAUCCUAGAUUCGCCAAAAAGCACCUCCGCGUGUCAACCACGCGCCACCACCUUCUCCUAACCUACCGUAAUUCCUCACGCGAGUUUGUUAUCACGAGUUACCCUCUCUCCUCCGUCUUUACAGAAAUAACCGCCACGGCUGCCGCCGGUGCUACACAGCUAGAUUACCCUCUGCUCAAUCCAUCCCAUUUCCAUACGUUUGUUGGAUCUUGCCAUGGUAUACUCUGUUUCGAACUCUAUCAACGUUUCAAUCACUUUGCUCUUUUGUGGAACCCUUCCAUUAGGAAAUUUGUGAAAUUGCCUUCUUUGGAGAAACCAAAACGAGCAGGGGGUGGCACUGAAUAUGGAUUUGGCUAUUGCUAUGAUAAUUUCAAUGAUAGUUACAGUUACAAGGUUGUUGCUGUUAGUUCUUUUGAAUCUGUAUAUGAUAAUAAUGUCAAGGUUCAUACUUUGGGCACCAAUUCUUGGAGAUCGAUUGAGGAUUUUCCUUCUGGUGUCUCUUUUGAUUCAUCGGGAAGAUUCCUUAGUGAAAGUGAAACUAUUAAUUGGUUGGCAUCUAAUGAUUCGGAUACUUUAUGGAUCAUUGUUUCCCUCGAUUUGGAGAAGGAAUGUUAUCAAGAAUUAGUGCUGCCUAAUUAUGGAGCGGUAACGGUGGAAACUUUAACGUUAGGGGUGGUGAGGGAUUGCUUGUGCAUUGUUGCUAAUAGUGAUACUUUUUCAGAUGUUUGGCUUAUGAAAGAGUAUGGAAAUAAAGAUUCUUGGACUAAAUUGUUCCGUAUUCCUUACAUGGGAAAUUUCGAGUCUUGUCCUUACACCACAGUAACUUAUGUUUCUGAGGAUGAUCAAGUGUUGCUAGAGUGGCAGUUUGAGAUCGUUGUUUAUAAUUCUAAAGACGGUACUUUUAAAACUCCCGAAUUUCAAAACAUCAAUAGUAAAAUGAUCCUUAAUGUCUACGAAGAAAGUUUGAUAUCGCCUUGUUCUUAAUAGUAGAAUGUGCUGUAUUUAAUAAUGUAGAUGUCAUGUUAUGCCGCUUGUGCAUUAGGUUUAUGAAGAGUCAUCUACUGGAAUCUUCAACUCCAUAACUCCAUAACUACACCAUGGAUUAUUGUUCACUAUUAGUUGAUGUAAUAUGUUGCUUGAGAAAUUGUUGUGUAGGUUUAAUUUAUUUGAUAGUUAGAGUUUUUUGCUGGUUCUUUAAUUGUCUGCACAUCAUUAUAUUGUUAGACGGUUUGGUUUUCUAAGAUGGGAAUUAGGUUCUAUGCCCUUUGGCAGUCACUUGUGUGUAUGUUAAAAUGUUGACGAAGGCUACACAAAUAUUAUGAUGUAUGCUGCAAAAUUGCGUGUUGCUGAAGCAAAGUGAAGUUUCUUUGUCAAUUGUUAGAGUGACAUAUUUCAACCAAAAGUAAAGAAUUGUGAUUCUAGAGUAUUCUGCAUCAUUCCUCCACCAACCCAAUGGUAAUAUGUUUCCUCUCUUUCUCUCACUGAAAUUGUCUGUUAUUUUUCGAUUAUUUUAUCAUUGUUUACUAUGCUUAGGUUGGAUUUCUCUGUUUAAUGGUGCUAGGCUCAAUAGCCAAUAAUAGCCAACACUGCAAUGGCGCUUUUCAACACUGUAAUUUCAUUCAAGUGAAUAUAUAUUCACAUUUAUAUUAUGAUAUCAUAGAAAAUAGGAACUAGGUUUAUGGCUUCUGAAAAUUGUGUUGACUCUUUGAACUAGUUGUAGCUGAUUUGCUUGAAAGAUUUGUUCUUUUUGAGUUCCGUUACCUCAAUUCCUUAAAUCUCUAGGCAAUUUGAGUUUGUUGAGGUUAAACUUGUAGUAUAGAUUUUAUUUGGACUGGUUGCACUUGUUAUAACUUUUGGCUCAACAUACAUCAGUGUUCAUUACUUAAUAAGGAGGGACUUCAAGAAACAUACACACACUAAUGGGCUUAUGGAUCCAAUACUUAGACCCCUGACAUGCUCAAGCUGGGACAUAUAGAUUAUAUGCAUUGAGCUUUGUUACAAAUAAACUCAUUCGGACUGCGGUGUAGUUAUUUCGCAAAGAAAGUAUGUAUCAGACAUUCUCGAGGUUGACUCUCCUAGGGUCCUAACGUUAAACUUCUCCCUGGACAGGAAGACCCAUUUACUGAUCAAAGAAGGUACCAAAGACUUGUUGGUAAGCUCAAUUAUCUUACUAUCAUUUGUUGUUUCUAUGGUGAGUCAAUUCCUUCAUUCUCCUUGUCUAUAUGGACUUGGGUAUUAUGGGAUGUCUAAGUCCCACAUCUGAGUGUUAUGAAAUGUUCGUUGGAGUAUUUAAAGGGCUCAGUCGAGUAUUUAAGUAUUGAUGCUUUUUUCCAGUUUCACCAAUGUGGCACAAUAUAGUCUUCUUUGACAAAUUGUUGAUGAUGCAAUAGCAGCAAAUAAUAUCUCAGACUACACAUUUCAAAUAGGCUUGCUUAGUAAGUCUUAUUUUCUGCAGCCAGCCACUAGAGAAUAGAGAUUAUGAAAUGUGGAUUUGGCAUCCAAAGUGAGGCUCUCAGAGAAGCUUGGUUUGGUUGUGUCCACACCAGUACAUUCUAAGUUGAUUUCAAUACCUUCCGCGGAACAACGCCACCUGCUGCCCCAUCUAUUAAAAAGUACUUAAUGCCUAUUAAACUAGUAUUCUGUACUGUAUUUUUUUCUGUCUUCAGAACAAUUUUCUAUAGUGUAAUAUAUUCUCAUCAGCACUUUUCACAUAACACUUGUGUUGUUUUUGUAUGCCAUUAUGAGAUAAACAAAAUUGAUCUCAAGUCAUGAUCACUUCGAUUAACAAA